This is a messenger RNA of Sebastes umbrosus (honeycomb rockfish), 5801 nucleotides long. RefSeq names its product PR domain containing 2, with ZNF domain a (gene prdm2a). Gene Ontology annotation, cellular component: nucleus. NCBI's taxonomy places the organism in Eukaryota, Metazoa, Chordata, Actinopteri, Perciformes, Sebastidae. Gene Ontology annotation, biological process: regulation of transcription by RNA polymerase II. Bases 513 to 4637 code for a protein of 1374 amino acids. Gene Ontology annotation, molecular function: DNA-binding transcription factor activity, RNA polymerase II-specific; RNA polymerase II transcription regulatory region sequence-specific DNA binding. The transcript has 4 exons. The record is from RefSeq and is a predicted model, not a curated record.
UAUAUAUAAUAUUUGUAGUAUUUUAGAUGAAUAUCUGUCAAUAAUUGUUAAUGAAACAAUUAAUAAAGGCUGGAAAAGAUGUUUUUAUUAUUUACUCUGAGUGUGAGUGACAGCUGCCUUUUGCUGUGAUGUGUUUUUUUCUUCCAGCUUUAACAAACCUGUCGCUGAUUGGUCCAAAUUUGACAUCCAUAUCAUACCGACCAAUCAGAGCGCCAGAAUCUUGUUGGUACAUUGAGGAAGAUAAAACCUGCACCACAGAACCUGCACGAGAGGACUAUCUCAAACCGUCCUGCGACCGUUAGUCUGACCGUUAGUUGACCGUUAGUUGACCGUUAGUCUGUCACCAGUAUGACCGGAAGCUGUGACGUGCAGCAGAAAGAAAAGCUUGUGUGUUCAUCUGUCAAACAGAACAUGACUUCUACUCUGCACUGAUCAUUGAAAUGGUGUGACAGCUGUCAGAAGUCCUGUGUGACAGACUUCCUUCAGAGAGCUGGAUACAACCUCCACAAAAGAUGGAGGACUCUCCUCACUUGUACAUCUCUGAAUUUGGAGACAAUGAGGAUAUGGAGGAGGAGGAGGAUGACGACAUUUAUCAAGUGGAAACUAACAUGGAAUCAGACAUGACUAAGUCACCGUACCCAGAUCUUCAUGAACAUCCCAACCAGGAUACUGAAACAGACUGGAGCUCUUUUCCCUGCCAGCACUGUGAGAGACAUUUUACCAGCAAACAAGGCUUAGAACGACACAUGCACAUCCACGCUUUGGUGAACACCCAGGCACACGCAUGCAAAAGCAAUAAGAGCAACAUGUCUUUUGGUUCAAAUGUGGGUCAGUUGCAGCAGGAGAAGACGAAGCCUCUGGAUUCAGAAGACUCAGUAAUGCAGCUUCAUACUUCAUCUCCCACUAGCUCUAAUACUUCCUCUUUGUUGGCUGGUGACCACACUGCUCAGCCAGACAAACCGGGAGUAUUAGAGGGGCAUCAUGCUUGCAAGUACUGUGAAAAGAUAUUCACUACACACACCAACAAGCGACGACAUGAGCGCAGGAUCCACGAGCAACACGCGCAAGUCACACCCAUGGAAAAAACCCAGCUGCCCCAAGAGGAACAUCUUCAGAGGAUAUUCAGUGAAACAUCACAACAGGAAACAGAGCUUGUUGACAAUGCAGCACCUGCAGCUGCUCUGGAGAAUGAAGUAAGACACUUCAUGCUAGAUGUCUCUAGCAAUAUUUCAGAGAAUCUCAGCUUUUAUAUUGACGGAAAGAUAGUGUCAACGAGUACAGUCAGUAGCUGUGAAGGGGCUGAGGUUCAUUCUGGGUGUUCGACUUUAGUUGGACUGGACGCCCUGAUUCUAGACCCAGCCCAAAUCAGCCAGGUUUUAAAUACAGAAUCAGUUACAGGCAAAGAGAUACCUGGUCAACCACUGGCCAAGAGAAGAACUGCAACACCACCUCUUUUACCGCAAAUUAAAACUGAACUGGAGUCCGAGGUGGUUGUGUCUUCUUCCUCAUCUUCACUUGUAUCUUCCUUAAUAGAGAGUCUGCUUCCUCAGAAUACCGAGUCUACAGUUGUGCAGAAGGAACGAACUGUGUUUCUGUCUCCAAAGCUGAAGCAGCUCCUGGAGAAGCAGGACGGCCUUAAACCCACACUUGCUCUCAUCGCAGACGGCCAGAAGCCUUGUUCACCCGUCUCUCUCUCUGUCCUGCCUGCUGGAACAGAAAGGUUUAAAAGAAGGACUGGGUCUCCACCAAGCUCUCCACUGCAAAACCCAACAUCUAAAGAAGAAACAGCAGAUAGUGGAGAUUGUGACGCUGUAAGCACAAGGCAGAUGGAGACCCAAUCACCUGAGCACCAAACAGUCAACAUGAAGGAUGACACAACUCCACCUGUGGAGGAGCCAGCAGUGAAAGAGAGCUGGCCACCCACGACUGGCGGUAAUUCCUGUAACCAGCAACCGCUGGAUCUCUCUAAUACAGUCAAGUCAAGAAGUGAUGUAGCUUUAGCUGAUGCCGUGCUGGAUUUGAGUUUGCAAAAAAAGACCAUAUGUGAAUCUGAACUGACAUUAAAUUUAGUUUCACAGGCAGGAAACUCAAAUGCAUGCAUGGUGGAGACUGCCUUAAUGAAUAUUGGUGAGCAAAAUAUAAGCUUUGGGAAUCCUGAUACCUCUUUACUCACAGACUUCACCAUCCUUACAGGUCCAGAUAUGAUGACCCCAAUGGAGCCGAUGGCAGAAGGACUUGUUUAUGGGCUUGCACUUCCCUCCAAUUCUCCUGCCUCCCUAACCCCUGUUGCCUUGCAGCCAGCUUCACCGUGCACUAUAGCGUUUGCUUCCCCAGCCUCACACACAGUGCUCCCCACUGCUCCUUCAUUGAUAACAGUUUUGGCACCACCACAUAUUUCUAACCCUUCAAGCCAACCAAUCCAGGUGUUAGCCCCGAAUAUAUCUCCCGAGCCCCUGGUAAUCUGCACGGAAAAUGCGUUAAAUUUUUCAGAGUGUGAUUUAACGACUGCAUUUGCCACUACAAAUUCUGCGAACCCCGUCACUCUCUCCCAAUCCCUCGACCCAACUCUAAAUCUACCCGGCCAUGUGUUUCUCUCUGAUCAGAUAGCUCUGACUCCGCCAAUAGUUGAGUCCACUUCUAUGUCAGAAAUGCCGUUCACGCCCAGUGUAACUUUAAAUGACUCCCUCAUCAAUUCUUACAACAUAACCAGCAACACGGUGUUGAUAGAGUGCACAAUAGCUCUUGAAGCCCCAGGGAGUAUCAUCCCUGCUGCGGUUACUUUACAAGAAAACACUGCUGAGCCUCCAGCACCUCCACAGAUGGUUGUUAAUCGUAUAGAGCAGCAACAGAUUGUAUCAGUGCCCAACCCUCAAACUGUUGACCCCACUAUUCUUAUGUCCUCCAUCGCAGAAUCAGUAACUCUAUCCACCACCUCAGUGAUUUCUGAUUGUCCCACUGUGGGUGAAUCAAGUCCUGACCCAGAGUUUGUUGUUAAUGCAGAGCUGCCGACCAUAAAAGAGGAGGAAGCUGCUGACAGUGCCAUUUCCAUUCCAUCAAAAACCUCUCCGUCUUCUGAAAAACCUGAAGAGGACGAACCCACAAACAACAUGCCGAGUGAUGCACAACAGCAGACUUUCACCAAGAAUUUCAUCUGCAAUGUGUGCGAUAAGCUUUACCACUCAAUGAAAGAGCUGGGCCAUCAUGUAGGCGACCAUGCUGACGAAUGGCCAUACAAAUGUGAGUUCUGCGUGCUGCUCUUUAGCAAACCCUGCGCUCUGCUCGAUCAUCGAUCGAGCCUACACGGUGUCGGCAAGACUUAUGUUUGCAGUGCAUGUACAAAAGAGUUUGUCUACCUUUGUAAUCUGAAACAACAUCAGGAGGAAUUACAUCCUGGCCAGCAGUGUACAUACACAGAAGAAGAAAAGGGAAAGCUAAGACUUCAGAACUACAAUAUCACAACAAAAGACAACACAGAGCCCUCGGCGUUGCCCGAUACUGCAGAUGAACCCGAGGUGAAAAAGGAGGAAGGGGAAGAAGAUGUGGCUGCUGAAGAACUGUUUACAACAAUAAAAAUCAUGGCCUCAGAUGGAGCCAAAAUCAAAGGGCCUGAUGUUCGACUUGGCAUUAACCAACAUUAUCCCAGCUUUAAGCCCCCUCCAUUUCCCUACCAUAACAGAUCCCCCGCUGGCUCAGUGGCAUCAGCCACAAACUUCACCACCCACAACAUCCCACAAACCUUUACUACGGCUAUUCGGUGCACCAAGUGUGGGAAGAGCUUUGAUAACAUGCCAGAGUUACACAAGCACAUCCUUGCUUGUGCAAAUGCCAGUGAUAAAAGGCGAUACACGCCCAAAAGGAAUCCCAUCCCACUGCGCCACUUUGCAAAGGCUCAAAAUGGAGUUCUGUCAACCACUAAUUCUACCAAUGGACUGAAUGCCUCGAACAGACCCAGCCAGUCAAACAGGUCCAAACCUAACCAAGAAUCACCAGUAAAUGUGAAGUUCAAGGUGCUGAACAAAAGGAAGAAAAAGUUGGUCCAGAGGGUCAUGCCACAGAGGAACAAGUCAGUCCCUUCAUCAAAUAAAAUGUCACCUGCACAGGUGGACGAGCAGCAGGAGAUCUUUGUCUGCCCACACUGCAGCAGGGAGUUCACAAUGCGCCGCAGCAGAACCAAACACAUGGCGGUCUGCCCCAAGAAACCUAAAGAGGUGAAGAAAAGGAAAGAAGGAGGAAUCUCUGUGACCAAGGAAAAUGAUGGACACCUGCGUAGAGGGGUUGAAGAGAAACAAGCCUCACCUCAGCAUAAAACCAGACUCCAGAGUUCUGCUAAAAGGCCAGCUAUCCUACCGGUGCAAACCGUCUUCUCGAACAAGAGAAGUAAAAUAAUUAUAAAAGAGAGCACGCAGCCAAAACAAGAGACGCCCACUCUGAAUGAACUUCCCAUUGUUCGCACUUUCAACCCCUCUAUGCGCCAGUAUAGCAGAAUGCAGCACAGUGUCAAAGGACUCCCCAUUAAAAUCACCAUAGUGAAACCACAACAGGCUGCAUCACAGAAGGAUGAGCUGCCUCCCACCCUGAGCCGGGAGGACGCAACCGGAGCCGUCACCAGCAGCUCUGAGCAGAGUCCCACAGCCUGAAGACGACUCAGCAGCCCAGCGGGGAUCGGCAGGGCCCUGCUGUGUGGAGCUCCUCAUACAUACUUGUGUCAUAGUGAUACUAAAGGGACAUAACUGCUAAUCACACUGUAAACUCCAUGGACUGCAGAGUGCAUCACACUGUACAAUAAAUGACUGAGGACGGAUAAAACGGACGACUGAGGAUACUGCAGUGAGUGAGUGGAUGUAUUUAACGGAGUAUUUGAAUGCUUUUGUAGUAGUUUGGAGUUUUGUAGAUUUCUCCUUCACUUCACAAACUUUCUGUCAACGGCUUGGAUUUGCACUUUGAAGUUAAUCUGACUGCUUCAUGUCACAAAUUGGAAAGGAAGUGGGAGGAAUUGAGCUGGAAAGCUGCUCUCAUUUCCUACUUGGUUGGGUUAUUUAGAGAGGAGAGCAGGUGGCAAUCAUUCUCAGCAUGCAUUUGCACUUUUCCUUAUCUGUUGUCUGUGGCCUUUUGGUUUUUACUGCAUGCUUUGAGCUUAUACUACAGCUAUGUUAAUUUAGGAUGGAUUAUGUUGAUGCAAUUAGGCCUUAAACGCUGAAUCUGGUGUUACUCUGUUGGUCUGAUUGACAAUAACCAGUUCUUCUAAACAGAAGGAUCAUAGAAGAGUAACACAUUAUAGAGUAACAUUGGCCACAGGCUACCUAUCAAAAUUCUUGUUUAGGAUUUCAGCAGUGUUGAUUUCUAUUAGGAAAGUCAGUGUUUUCAUUAUUGGUGUGAAUGUAACAUUGGUAGAUUUAAUGCUACAGCCUUUGCAAAUCAAAGUGUAUAUAAUCUGGUUGGCCCAGUUGUUAUUUAUUUGUAUGUUUUGAGAAUAAUUAUCUUUAUGUGCCAUCAAAUGUAUAGAAAUAUGAUGAAGAAUAAACAUAGUUUAGUGUUUCCCACAUAUGGAAUACACAAGUCAAAAGUCUGUGUUGAAGUGCAGAUUACUUAAAAACAAUGCAUGGAUGUGCAUUUAUAAAAGGGCUUCCCUAUAUAGCCUGAUCCCAUAUGUUGGAUUUUGGAGUUUAUAGGUCACCUAAGGCUGUCAAAGUUAACGCAAUAAUAACACAUUAACGCAAAUUAAUUUUAACGCCACUAAUUUCUUUAAGGCAUUGACGCAACUUGUGAUUUUUAGGUUGUAGCGGACAUCAUAUGAAACUACA